AUGUCCACUGUUGGAGCUCUGUACAACGCCUUCACCUCUCUAUUCAACGAUACCGCUCAAUCCAAUUACAUGUCAUCGGCAGAACACAACAGGCUUCGAGACGAAGGCCAAGAACAUCCCGCAAGAGCGAGCAACGUCGCUAUAGUACGGCAGCCGCAUAGGCAGACCGACCAAGGAUAUUCGAGCCGGCAACGAGAUGUUCGGCAGGGAUCCUACAGGACGGGAGAUAAUAGAGGUUAUUUGGAGCAGAAGGUGCGCAGGUUAGAGGAAGCCAUUUCAGCGGAAAGAGGCAUGAGAGAGCAGGAGGUAGCCAUGCGAGCGACUCUUGAACGGCGCAUCGAGCAGUUAGAGGCAUUGCUGUCCACCCGGACAAACGAACUCGAUGCAGCACAAGCUUUCGUAUCCACCUCCGACGCAUGCACGGACGCUCAAGUGAUGGCCAUCGUUCACAAUAUCAACUACGAGGUUGCGCAGGCGGCCACGUUCCUCUCUGAAUCGUACGAGAAUCACCCUCGCCUGCCAACCGAGAGCGAACUCGAGUCCGGGAUAAAAGUAUUAGGUAGAGAAGGUGUGGGGUAUCUGCGAAAACAGGCGGGUUCAACAGAUGAGAUGCUCGCGCUGCAGAUAAUGUUGCAAGGAAAUAUGACGGAUGUCGUCUUUUGGAUAUCGUCGCAAUGGCAUGUCCCAAUCAGGCGGAGAAAUAGAACGGGAGAGCGUGUAUUGCGAGGGAUUCAUCAACGCCUACAAAACUCUGGUGAGCUAGAGUGUCCCAAUUUCAACCAACGAGAGGCUUACGAGUCCUCCUCAGUGGCCGAAUCUGUAGCGAACAAUUGGCGCGCUCUCACAAAACGUUGUUUCCAGUCCUUCUCCGACAGCGACCGCGAUGCGAAAGAAACGAUGGAAGACGAAUUAGCUACCAUAAUCACCGUUGCGGGCGUAGAGCCAGAUCGUUCUGCAGCUCUGGUGGCCAUCCGGCAGUGCCUCGAGGACCGUAUUUCCGAAAUCAUUCGCUUAGCCUUGAGCCUCAAUAAAUCCAUCGGACAAGACGUUGUCUCGCAUAAUCUGAACGCCGUCGCCGUCGAGCGAGGCGUAGACUUCGAUAUGGACAGGAUGAUAGAUGGAUGGACCGGCAACGAGAACCCAACGCGACAGCGAGCUCGAGUAAUGUGCACCACAGCGCUCGGUCUGGAGAUCCGAGGCCGCGGAGAGUCGUGCAAGCAGACGCUUCUGCAGCCAGCGGUAGCGCUCACCGCUCUGCUUGCACCUUCGGGCAACGAACGUGGUUCGCGUUAG
Messenger RNA from Stereum hirsutum FP-91666 SS1, 1293 nucleotides. RefSeq lists its product as uncharacterized. Bases 1 to 1293 code for a protein of 430 amino acids. NCBI's taxonomy places the organism in Eukaryota, Fungi, Basidiomycota, Agaricomycetes, Russulales, Stereaceae. The transcript has a single exon. The record is from RefSeq and is a predicted model, not a curated record.